GACACGAAGUUGGUUUGUCGUUGUCCCGAGCCCAGGUACAGGAAUUUCCUCGGCUCCCCACAUCCCACAGAAUCCCACUUCAUUCCCUAUGGAGCCCGCGGACAGGCUGCCCGAGAGCUGUCCACCGGUGGGAGGAUGCAAGCAGGACUGACGCCUCUAGGCCAAGCCACAGCGUCCCGGGGCUCGCCUCCCUCAGGGGCCGUCCCCUGCCCUCCCCCGAGCCCGCCGGGGAGGGAGUGGAAGCCGGAUCCCGCUCUUUCGUUUUCGUUUCCCGGAAGGAUAGCGAUUACUGAAGCUCCCUGCGCGCCUGCUCGCCCAGGAACCCGAGCGCACACUACCCGGAGCUUCUCAAAGAGAUUUCCUCCCAAGAGAUGUUCCAGUUCUCCGGGCCACGCUAGGGGUUUGGGAAAGGAGGGUCUCAGAACGCAGGCCUAGGGCCCAGCGAGCAGGCUUUGGAGCGCUCACGACCGACAGCCCGGUGGCUCCCUCAUUUCCACCUGUAAUGCAGGAGGUAGCAUUGGCUGGUUCUCCUGUGAGCCUCACAGCAGCCACGCCACCCCCAGGGACCCAAGACCAAGCCAGAUGGGAAGCUCGAGUGGACCUGCUGGGUGAGGGGGGAAUCUGCAAGCUGCCAGGAAGACUCCGCAUCCAGCCUGCGCUCUGGAGCAGGGAGGAUGUGCUGCACUGGCUGCGCUGGGCCGAGCAGGAGUACUCGCUGCAGCGCACCCGGGAGCAUGGCUUCGAGAUGAAUGGCCGUGCCCUCUGCAUCCUCACCAAGGACGACUUCCGGCUCCGCGCGCCAGGUUCAGGUGAUGUCCUAUAUGAGCUGCUCCAGUACAUCAAGACCCAGCGGCAAGCCCUGGUAUGUGGGCCCAUUUUUGGAAGUGCCUUCAGGCAGAAGAUGCCCACUCAGCACUGCCCCUACCCCAUGCAAGGGACCAGGCUCUCUCAGAUCACCCUCCAAAGGGGCCUCCUGCAGCAGCCACCAGACCUGGGGCUUGCCAGUUCCUUGAGCCACCUGGAUGCCCCUGGCCUGGACAGGUGGCCCCUCGGCAGAGAGGAGUCCCUCAGCUUAUCUCACUGUGUGAAGCUCGGCUGCAGGGCUGAGGGAGUCUGCUCCUUCCCCACGGUGCCACAGGCCCCCAUCGACGGCAGGAUCGCAGACUGCCGGCUGCUGUGGGAUUACGUGUACCAGCUGCUCUCUGACACUAGGUACGAGUCCUACAUCAGGUGGGAAGACAAGAACGCCAAGAUCUUUCGAGUUGUGGAUCCUAAUGGGCUCGCCAAACUCUGGGGAAACCACAAGAAUCGGGUGAACAUGACCUAUGAGAAGAUGUCGCGUGCCCUGCGCCACUACUAUAAGCUGAAUAUCAUUAAGAAGGAACCCGGGCAGAAACUCCUGUUCAGAUUUCUGAAGAUACCUGGGAAGACCAUCCAGGACAAGGGCAGCUGCCUGGAGCAGCUGGAGAGCCAGGAGCAGGACAGGAUGGAUUUCAAGGAAGAGAUGCUGGAAGUCUCUCCAUGAGAGACACGCGAACUCAAGGCACCGGGCACCGAUGGGACAGACUGAGUCUCCCAUGAAGGCAGCUAACUUCAUGACCUCCUCCCUCCUCUCAGAGCAUAAUGGGUCCCCGGCUAGAUUUUGCACUCACAGGAUCACAGCUGUUGUGUCAGACCUCAAAGCUGCCUGGAGCCCUGAGCAGGCUGAGAACUGGGAGGCCCACAUCCGGGACAUUGUGGGGCAUCAUCCUUUGGGUAGGGCAGCCCUGGGGCUAAGCAGGGGCACAAGGCGUGAACUCUCUCCCCGUCCUACCCCUGGGUACCUGCCCAGCUUGAGAGAGGUAGCUGGGUCCUGAGAGCAUCCAGCCUAACUCCUUCAAUUUACAGAAGAAGGAAACAGGUUUUGUACUGAGCCUCAGCCUUUUCAUCUGUCAAAGGGACCAUUUCAUGGAAACCUGCCCUCAGGGGGCUGAUGCAUAAAAUGGACAAAAGGAUUAUUGCUUUGUCAACCUUAGUAAUAGUGAAAACAGUGAUACCUGACGUUUAAGGGCUGACUGUGUGCAGGCCUGGUGCUAAGGGUCCUACCUAUAUUUUAUCUUAUUCAAUUCACACACUAGCCCCAUGAGGUUUAAAGACAGGGAAACAGAGACAGACUUGCAGAGAUGGGCUGCCUUUCCAGAACCCAGUGCUCUUACCUGUUUGCUUUUAGUGCCUCUGAGUGUCUUGGGCACUUCUCAAGCAGAGGCCAUGUCCCUACCCCUCUGCCCUCGGAUUCUUGUGAAAUGGUUCAUUUCACUUGGCCCAAACCCUUGUCCUCAGCGAAAAAGUCCUUCGGCGACUCUGCGACUAUGAUCCAGUGAAGAUUGCCACCCUUCUCCACCUGUGGCUUCCUGUGCUCCUGUGCCUGUAACUGCCAUCUGACUUUGUUUCACCUCUCUGGAGCCUCCGGUUCCUCGUCUGUAAAAUGGGAAGGCCACUCUCUACUGACCUCACAGUAUAGCCAGAAACCUUUAGGAAGACAAUAUUUGCGAAGAGCUUAGUGUAUGCCUGCUCUGUAGGAGCACCUCGCCUGUUUUAGCUUAGAAAACUCUGCAAACCGAAAACUGCUCUAAAGCAUGAAAAUGCUUCUGUCUCCUCUCUGCUCCCCAACCCCCAAGACUGGCUGGGGCCUCCUGGGGAGGUUGAGGAGCAAGGGAAAAGAGUGUUUUCACUUAGUCGGAAUAAAACUUCUUAGAUUUGUAUCUUCUUUCUUAAAA
Pteropus alecto (black flying fox) is the source of this 2756-nucleotide messenger RNA. It is a transcript of the gene ETV7, whose product is annotated as ETS variant 7. Lineage: Eukaryota; Metazoa; Chordata; Mammalia; Chiroptera; Pteropodidae. The record is from RefSeq and is a predicted model, not a curated record. Gene Ontology annotation, biological process: regulation of transcription by RNA polymerase II; cell differentiation. Bases 503 to 1525 code for a protein of 340 amino acids. Gene Ontology annotation, cellular component: nucleus. The transcript has 8 exons. Gene Ontology annotation, molecular function: DNA-binding transcription factor activity, RNA polymerase II-specific; sequence-specific DNA binding.